Molecule: messenger RNA, 4384 nt
Organism: Varanus komodoensis (Komodo dragon)
Lineage: Eukaryota; Metazoa; Chordata; Lepidosauria; Squamata; Varanidae
Gene: PLBD1
Product: phospholipase B domain containing 1
Exons: 11
Coding region: 303-1964 (553 amino acids)
Biological process (GO): phospholipid catabolic process
Cellular component (GO): extracellular region
Molecular function (GO): glycerophospholipase activity
Source: RefSeq, a predicted model, not a curated record
CCAGAAGUGUGUUCGCGGGCGGGAACAUCCUUGCCCCCAAGAGCCCCAUGCCGCCCUCCGGUCCGCGGCGCAAAAAGUAAUGCAACAACAGCAGGGAUUCUGCCCACAGCCCGGGCGGGGGUGGGUGGGGAGCCUCCCUGCUUUCUGAUCCCACCCCGACGAGGCUGGGGCGGGCCUGCCGCGCUGCCCCGGGGCAGCAGCAGGGCUGCGAAAGGGCGGAUCGCGUCCUGAGCGAGGAGAGCAAACUUUGCCAAGUCGCGGGCCCGGCUUGUCACGCACCAGCAAACGGGGCGCAGCUCGGCAUGGGCCGGUUCGGCGGCGGGGCCUCGUUCGCCCGCUCCUCCAGCAACGGCUGCUGCUGGUGGGCCGGCUUGUGCGGGCUUUCUCUGCUCUGGAUCGCGGCGGAAACGCGAGCAGACAUUCACUAUGCAACUGUAUAUUGGUCGAAAGCUGCAAAAUCCUUCCAGAUUAAGGAUGUAUUGGACAAGAAUGGUGAUGCUUAUGGCUAUUAUAAUGACAGUGUAUACUCUACAGGAUGGGGGAUUCUUGAGAUCAAAGCUGGCUAUGGUGGCCAGACCAUAAAGAAUGAAGAUCUCAUGUAUGCUGCAGGUUUCUUGGAGGGCUAUCUCACUGCUUCACGUAUGUGUGAUCAUCUUACAAACUUGUAUCCACAACUGAUUAAGAAUUAUGUCAUUGAGAGAAAAGUUAAAAAUUUUAUGAGGAAACAAGAUCAGUGGACCAGACAACAAAUAAAAAACAACAAGGACGACCCAUUCUGGAGACAUGCAGGGUAUAUUAUUGCCCAGUUGGAUGGGCUGUACAUGGGAACUCUGGAGUGGGCUAAACAACAGAAAAGAACACCUUUCAGUGCCUUUCAGGUUAGUUUCCUGAAUGCAAUUGGAGAUCUACUUGACCUCAUUCCUGCCAUAGAUUCAGCAAAGACUGACUCCAGUGUUAUGCCAGGAGGCUCUGGGGGAUACCAAUGGGAUAUGGGUCAUUGCUCAGCUCUGAUCAAGGUCCUCCCUGGAUAUGAAAACAUUUACUUUGCCCAUUCUAGCUGGUUUACAUAUGCAGCUACUCUGAGAAUAUAUAAGCAUUGGGAUUUCAGAAUUGAUGAUCCACAAACGAGCACAGGCCGUGCCUCAUUCAGCAGCUACCCAGGUUUUUUGGAGUCCUUAGAUGACUUUUAUAUACUUGGCAGUGGCUUGAUCCUGUUGCAGACUACAAACAGUGUAUACAACCGUUCUCUUCUCAGACAAGUAGUACCCGAGAGCUUGUUCGCAUGGCAGAGAGUCCGUAUUGCUAACAUGAUGGCAGACUCUGGAAAGGUCUGGGCACAGAUUUUUGAAAAGCAAAACUCUGGUACAUAUAAUAACCAAUACAUGGUUUUGGAUACAAACAAAGUCAAACUGCAGAGGAGUCUUGAUGAGGGAACUCUUUAUGUCAUUGAACAGAUUCCCAAACUUGUGGAAUAUUCUGAUCAGACAAAUAUUCUUCGUAAAGGAUACUGGCCUUCCUACAACAUUCCUUUCCAUGAAAACAUCUACAAUUUGAGUGGAUAUGCAGAGUACGUUAAAAAGUAUGGCCUGGACUUUUCAUAUGAAAUGGCUCCUAGAGCAAAAAUCUUCCGACGGGACCAAGGAAAUGUGACAGACAUCGAGAGCAUGAAGUAUAUAAUGAGAUACAACAAUUACAAGAAAGAUCCCUAUGCAAGGCAUAAUCCUUGUAAUACCAUUUGCUGUCGGGCAGACUUGAAUCCCAAGACUCCAGUUCCUGCUGGCUGCUAUGACUCCAAGAUAGCAGACAUCAAUAUGUCUGCAAAAUUUACAGCCUAUGCUAUCAGUGGCCCACCAGUGGAGGAAGACCUGCCUGUCUUCAGCUGGAACCAUUUCAACCGGACUAAACACCAGGGCUUGCCAGAUUCUUACAACUUUGAGUUCAUCACUAUGAAGCCAAUGCUGUGAAGUUGGAAUAAGAAACUUAACCAGCAGGAGAAAAGAAAGUUCUCUGCUUACACUUAUACAGCCAUACAAAAUAAACUCCUGUCCCCACCUGGGAUUCCACUUUUUGUUUCCUAAUUUGCAUUUAGUGGGAUGGGAAGUGGUGGAGAUGCAAUGCAAUAACAUUACAUGCUUGCAGGCAAAGGAGAGUGCAGCAGCAGAAAGUGGAGGCUGCGAUAUGUCUAGCUACAAAGCAAGCAUAUGCACUCCUUGCAUUUGUUUAUCUGUACAACAAGGUACUUGCUAUCCUGCGCUAAAUGUUUUUCUGGGCUCUGAAGGAAAUGCUGAUACUCCCAACAGCAACUGUACCACCAUCACAAGUUUAAUUGGAAGUGACAGGCUGACCUGACUCAAGUUCCAGAACAGGUUACAUAUGCCUGUUUUCUUUAGACUGGCUGAGAGGUUUCCACAUACAGUGCAGCAGUUAGUGAUUUCUGUAGAUAUAACUGGUGCCUGAACUCUCACUUCAGUAUGCUUUCUCAGUGAAUACUGCUGAGAGACCUUGGGUUCCAGAUGCUUUGAAACAGCAGCCGUGGGCUCUCUGCUAAGAACCCUUUUCUGCGCACACCCUAGGCAGUUGGUGACCUUUUCACCUGGAUGAGAGGAGACUGAAGUAGCCCUCGAUGCCAAGGCAGGGCUGAUGGUUGGAAUCAGUAUAAAGGAGCUUCGCUGGGUAGCUCACAAGGGAAAAGCUUCUUAACCACAUGCAAAUCUCAUUUUUAGCUACCCUGAAUAAAAGCUAUUGGCAAGCACAUCUUACACUUUCUUUUUAGCAUUGAAGGCUAGGUACCUUAUGCAGCUAUGACAACAUGUAACAACAUGCAACAAUAUAUAGGUCAAUGAUAUUGUGCUAAAUAUGCCUUGGUGUUAGACUUAUUGCAAAAGUAUUUCAGUAGAUAGUCCUAACUUCUAAAGUGCUUAAAGGCUAAAAACAAUUUGUAACCACUCUUUCCAUAGCAGUCUUGUGCCCCUUCAUUUAGUCAUGUGCCCUGCACCUACCAAUCCAAAACCUAACAAGAAGUUUCAGUUUCUUAAACCUUGGACCUUAUCAGGUUGCAGAUUUCAGCUUUACUUAGCAUAUAAUCUGGGCUAAUUUGUUGGUGUGUUUUACUCUAUGGAAUUCUUGUUCCAGCAGUCUGCCUUUCAUACACAUACUGUGAGAGCCACAUUUCUGUUCUUUUGUACACUGAAAUAUCAUUACUGAAGGUAUUAAUGAAGACACUGAACUCCUGCCUAGAGUUAGAAAGUAAGAUUCUGCUGGUAAUGUUGAGGUUGAGCCGGGAGAGAACAACUGCUAUAUAUGCCCUGCAGAGAGAUGAUUUUGAAAGAGUACACAUCAGAUGCAGGGAUGCCAUGGCAGCGAGUCCAAUCACUUAUAACCAAUCUUUGGCCAAUGAAAUGACUCCCCUACCUCUCCUCCACCACAUCCUCCCACUGGAAUACAAAGCAAGCCUAUUUUCUAUAACCUCUCCACAGCAGUGUAACGGGCAAAUGCUUGCAAUGGUACAGCUGUUGAGAUUCUUAGCAUAUGUGGGACACACUAGAACUGUAGGCCUCUCUUUGCCCUCUCAGUGCAGAGACAGACCAGAGAGGAGAGCAGCAGCAUCUGCAGGUUGAUUUGCAGCAUCCUAGAUUGGGGCAGCUUGGACAGUGCUUAUUAUACCCUCUUACACAAGUCACUUUUAUAAAGGGUCUCACAACACUAUAAUUCUAAAUGAAAACAUGAUUGGGUGAGUGGAGGAUGUCUGAAUCUACAUUCUAUUUUGCACUUUCAACCAGGCUGAGCAGCUCUAAAAGGCUGCUAUUGAUUCUAUGCCAAAUUAAUACUUACACUGAAGCAGUAAAAUAUGUUUUCAGGUAUAAUUAGAAGGCUCUUUCUGAUACACAGCUGGACAGAUCUCUCUCUUGCCUCACUGAUUUUCAUUUGUGCUCUUGAGUACAGUAAUCAGUCCCCAACACAGAACGGGAAUGAUCUUUUUGACAUUUGGCAGCAGGAGUCACUAAAUUACGUAGAUGCAUUGUGACUGAACACCUGCAGCUGUCUCAGAAUGGUUUUGUUUGAAUGAAGGCAAGAGAACAUAUCUGCACAUACACAGCAAACAUUGCUAUUGCUAUCCCUGUGAAGUUCCAGAUCUUCAAAAUCCCCUGAGGGUUGGAAGUGGAACAAAUAAACCACUGGGCACUGAGACUCUGAUUUAUCUUGUUUCUUACAUUCUCUAAAGGAGCCACCAGAUGGCAGCAUCAUCAUAUUCAAUUCAUGUGAUUAAUUCACUCUGUUAAUAUACAAAAUUUCCCUUACAUAAUUUGCUCAUCCUGUGCCUCAACAUAGUCUACAACUUGUCCUUCCACUAUAUAACAGUGAAUAAAUUCACUUGUGUUCUAAA